Chaetomium fimeti is the source of this 1137-nucleotide messenger RNA. Its product is annotated as Alpha/Beta hydrolase protein. The record is from RefSeq and is a predicted model, not a curated record. Gene Ontology annotation, biological process: lipid metabolic process. The coding region runs from base 1 to 1137 and encodes 378 amino acids. The transcript has 4 exons. NCBI's taxonomy places the organism in Eukaryota, Fungi, Ascomycota, Sordariomycetes, Sordariales, Chaetomiaceae.
AUGGCGUCGAAAAGUAGUGCGGCGGUGCUGGAUUCCGGGUCAGGUGGUUCCCUACAGCACUCUGCCGGCGCAUCUAAGGCCCUGAACGAGGCUUCAGGGUUCCUAGACACACUUCUAAGGACCACGGGCCCUCUCACAGCGGCGCAGCAAUGCGAACUCGAGCACUACCGCUUCGGGGUUGAGAAGGUCCCAAAUCACAAGAUCCAGGAAGAGGACAAUGUGGAAACUUUUGACCCGUCUAAGGAUACGCGGAGGCUCAUCCAACUCGCCGCCGAAAAGUCGGACGAUACGUACGCAACUCUGUCCGAGCCCCUUUCCAAUUCGAUAACUUUUGAAAUCAAGGCCGUUCUAGACAGGAAGAAAGUUCGAGGGACGGUGGUGGAUAAUAUGCUAGUCGUUGCCAUCCGAGGCUCGGUCACCUUGAUGGACUGGAUGGUGAAUGGGAAUGGCGAGCCGGUCUCAUCACAGGAUAUCGGCACGCCACCCGCUCAGUUCCAUCGGGGCUUUCUAGCCGUCGCCGAAGCCAUGCAGGAGCGACUCGCAAAACACAUCCAGGCCACAGUUGAAUCAUGGAAGGCUACGCAGACGUCACCAUCAUCCAGCCAGCUUGACCUGCUUCUGACGGGCCAUUCGGCAGGCGGUGCCGUGGCCCAGCUGCUCUACGCCAUGGCCGGGUCCGCGUCAUCACGGCUUGCCUUCACCGCCGUCGUCCCCAAUUUCCGGCAGGUGCAUUGCAUUACUUUUGGUGCCCCACCCAUCACAACCAUACCCAUCCAGCCCCCGGCGCGGGACCCCUUCCGGUCGGGCCUGUUCCUGAGCAUCAUCAACGAGGGAGAUCCCGUCCCCCUAGCACAAAAGGAAUACAUCGACGCGGUAAUACAGGUCUUUGUGCUCAGUCCAGAGAAAGCCGAGGAACUGUACCACGACGGGUACCCGGUCCCACGCCCCGUCUUUCGAGCAAGUGGGACCUGCGUUGUCCUUCGCGACCAGGAUGCUUCAAAUCUCGCUCUCAACCGUUGGACUGCCGUUCUGAUUCCGGAGGAGCGGCUCCACCAGAAAUUGUUUGCGAACGUAGCCGUACACUCCGGGAGCGAGUACUUGGAGAGGUGCAAGCUCUUGUUCGCGCGAGGCGGGUAA